AUUCCUCAUACCCGGAAAACUCCCAAACCAACAGACAAUCAAACGUCUCCCCGUUCAUUCUUACACUAACCAAUAAUAUAUAGCCUUCAAUUCUCAGGCAGUUUCUCUUCUGAUCGGAGAUAUAUAUAAUAUCUAUAUUCAUCGAUGGCGGGGGAGGAAGAUCCGAGUGUUUUGGUGGUGGAUGAGGCGUACGAGUUCUCCGCUCCUCGGUUCUAUGACUUCGUCCGCGGCGAGACUGGAGAGGACGCUGAAAAGGCGGAACUUUGGUUCGAAUCCGCACGCAGCUAUGCUCCUUCUCCUUUGAUGCCGAGGAUAAAGGCAAAUAGAUUCGCCAAGCUUGAGAGUCUGUGUGAUUUGACUGAAGGAGAAGAGAUGAAGAAGGGCCAAGAUUCACUGUCAUCUUCUGUCGCAUCCGCACACACUCCAAGUGAAACAGGAUUGGUGCCAACAGACCAAACGAGGACUCAAUUUGAGCCUGAACCAGUUCAACUUCAGGAAGAAAUGGCUGAUCAUCUUGUAGUUAAAGAACCUGAUUUGGCACCAUGUGACACGCAGCCUGUUGUUGUUCCAGAGAAGCCAUCCUCUCUACAAGGAGCAUGCACACCUCUACCACCUAAAGCAACUUCUCGGAAGGCAGUUCAGCAGAGUGAUGCGGAGAAGCUCCUGUCGGCCAAGAAGAUAGCAAGCAUUAUUAGGAAUCCUUCUGUAUUAAAGUCAAAGACCCAAUCACAGAUGAAAAGUAUCAAUCCAGUUAGCGCAAGAAGGAACACAAACAUGAAAAUGACUUCAGAGACUCCAAAUUUUGUUCAAGAAAAUCAAGCUAUAAAGAGGCAAAAACUGGAAGGGGGGAAAUCUAGACAGAUCCUAAACAUCAAACCCCUAAACUUGCCUCACAAGUCAAGACCCGGUAUGCCUAGCAGCAAUAUCAAAGCACAUCCUCAUACUGCUACUUCAUGCAGAGAAAACAGAAAGAUUUAUGUUCGAGAACCAGUGGCCCCAUUUGUUUCAAUGGCGGAAAUGAUGAACAAGUUCCAGUCCAAUACUAGGGACAUGUCACUGCCACACACGAGUUGUGUAAUGCCACAAGAUGGUGUGGCUGGAUCAGUGCAAAGGAAGCCUAAGCUUACACUUACAAGGCCUAAAGAACCUGAACUUGAAACAUCCCAUCGUUACCGUCCUGUAAAACUAAAGAGUUCGGCGGAGUUAGAGGAAGAAAUGAUGGCAAAAAUUCCCAAGUUUAAGGCUCGNCCCCCCCCCCCCCCCCCCCAAAAAAAAAAAAAUAAUAAUCCCUCCCUCCUUUGUAUCACUGCACCCCAACUUCCAGAGUUUAAGGAGUUUCACCUUGAAACAAUGGCAAGGGCCAAUCAAAAUGCAGACACAUCUAGCGUGGCUUCGGCAGAACUCAACAAUCAGUGUCGUCAAUCGAAGCCACCACAUCCUAAAGCUCCCAAAUCACCCAUUCUCCAAACCAUGAUGCGGGCACGGCCUCCUAAGAUAAAAACUUCUGAAGAACUCGAAAUCGCAGAACUUGAAAAAGUUCCCAAGUUCAAGGCAAGACCAUUGAAUAAGAAGAUCUUUGAAAGUAAAGGGGAUGUUGGGGUAUUUUGCAACACAAAGAGGCAGGUGACUGUGCCAGAAGAGUUUCACUUUGCUACAGAUGAAAGGAUCCCACCAACACCAGCAAAUGUUGCUGAUAUAUUUGACAAGCUGUCACUGAACUCAGAACCUCAUAAUGACAAAUAUGUUCCUAGAAAUACCAUGCCAAAUCCUUUCCAUCUACACACAGAGGAGAGAGGGGCAGAGAAAGAAAGAAGGUUGUUUGGAGAACUUCUGCAGAAACAGAUUGAGGAAGAAAGGGCCAGACUUCCAAAAGCAAACCCUUAUCCCUACACUACUGAUUACCCUGUGAUUCCUCCCAAACCAGAUCCCAAACAGUGCACAAGACCAGAACCUUUUCAAUUAGUGAGUCUGGUGAGGCAUGAACAUGAAAUACAGAGAGAGAUGGAAGAAAGGCAAAGAUUAGAGAAGGAAGAGGCCAUGAUGAGAAUAUUCAAAGCACAACCUGUCUUAAAAGACUGCGAUUGCAGGGACCCUAUUCCAGUUCCCGAGAAAACGCGUAAGCCCCUCACUCAGAUUCAGGAGUUCAACCUGCACAUGGAGCAUCGUGCGGUGGAUAGAGCCAAAUUCGAUGAGAAGAUCAAGGAGAAAGAGGUUAUAUAUAAGAGGUAUAGAGAUGAAGCAGAUUCUGCGAGGAUGAUGGAGGAGGAGAAGGCUUUGAAACAGCUUAGGAGGACUUUGGUCCCACAUGCAAGACCAAUCCCCAAGUUUCAUCAACCAUUCCAACCUCAAAAAUCAUCCAAACAGGUGACGAUACCGAAAUCACCAAAGCUAGAAGUGCUUAAAAGAAAAGAGAUUCGAAAGUUUCAUCCCAAAACAGCAUCAGCUACUUCAAGCACUGCAUCUAAGAUGAGGUGAAAAUGUGAACCAAAGUGAGAGAGGCUUGUAUUGUAUGUUCAAGAAUCCUUGAAAGGAAGGCAUCUGUUGUAGGUCUACUCAGUUUAUAGUAUAUGUUGUGUUAUUUUUGUAUAUUUUUUUAACAUCUAAAGGGUUUUAUUCAUUCGUUUAUUUUACUGAUGAAAGUGUGAAUGAAACAAACUAGUCUCACACUC
Messenger RNA from Cuscuta campestris, 2669 nucleotides. The record is from the annotation of a GenBank genome assembly. NCBI's taxonomy places the organism in Eukaryota, Viridiplantae, Streptophyta, Magnoliopsida, Solanales, Convolvulaceae.